AUGUAUCGGAAGUUGUCUAAGUUAGAACACUCGGAAAUAAAACAACUUCUUACAGAAGCUAAUAUAGAUGUUGCAAAGCAUUACGCAACAAACAAAAAAGCACUCGCUGACUUCAUUAAAGACUAUAAUGGUGCAAUAAGUUAUGAUAGAAUUCAUGAGUUCAUAAAGCCGCAACGCGGCGAGGACGAAGUCCAUGCAAUAGCAUUUCCUUUAAAUGACGUUGCUAUUGACUUAUAUCAUAGACGUUCAGUACCUCAUGAAGUAAGAAGAGAGAUGUUUGACAUAACAAAUGCGAACGUUGGUCAUACUCGUAAAGCUCUUUCGCAUGAAGUAAGAAGAGAAAUGUUUGACAUAACAAAUGCGAACGUUGGUCAUACUCGUAAAGCUCUUUCGCAUGAUGUUCGUCAAGAGAUGUUUGACAUAACAAAUGCGAACG
Trichomonas vaginalis G3 is the source of this 436-nucleotide messenger RNA. RefSeq names its product organellar and viral DNA polymerase type B. Lineage: Eukaryota; Parabasalia; Trichomonadida; Trichomonadidae. The record is from RefSeq and is a predicted model, not a curated record. The annotation marks the transcript as partial. The transcript has a single exon.